CAGAGCAGGAAACAGCAGAUUCCCCUCAAAGACGAAGCAAACUGUUGGAAUAUUUCCGUUAAAACAGACAGACCCGUGUUGUGAGACAAACAGGAGUUUCUCUGCUGUGGAUAGUGAUUUAUUUUGGUCUAAACUUACAAUGGAGUCCAAUGGAAAAGCUGGGAAACAUGGUCUGGAAGGGGAUGCGGACCUUAAUUUCCUGCUGGCUGGUGGCGAGCUCAUCAAGGUUCGUUCCAAAUCCUGGCAAAGGGGCCGCUUCUUUAAGCUGAUGGAAGACUGUAGGACCUUGUGGUACCCAUCCGAGAAACUCUUCAAACGAGAAAAAACCUUCCUCAUCGAUGACAUUGAAUCUGUGCGCAAGGGCCGCCAGUCUGAGGGAUUAGAAAAAUACACUGACCCCAGCGAAGACGAGAAGUGCUUCUCUAUCAUAUUCAAGGGACGUGAUAAGAACCUUGACUUCAUGGCAUCUUCCAAGGAGGAGGCCCACCGGUGGGUCAGCAGCCUGGAGAAGGUCGUCAAUAACAUGCGCAACCUCAACAAGAAACAGAAGAGUGAACACUGGAUCAUCAACUGCAUGCGGAAAGCAGAUAAGAACAAAGACAACAAAAUGACGUUAAAAGAGCUGAAGCACUUCCUGAGGCAGCUCAACAUUGAGGUGGAUGACAGCUAUGCUGGGGAACUAUUUAAGAAAUGUGAUGAAUCAAAUUCGGGUACUUUGGAAGACUUAGAGAUCAAGAAAUUUUACGACCUCUUAACACAUCGCGAGGAGAUAGAUGUGAUCUAUAAGAACUAUGCCAAAACAGAAGGUGAGAUGAGCUACAUGGAUCUGCUGAACUUCCUGCUGAACGAGCAGAGGGAGCAGGCGACCAAGGAGAGCGCGCUCAAGCUGAUUGAUAAAUACGAACUGGACGAAACAGCAAAGCAGAAGAAGCACAUGACUAAAGACGGAUUCCUUAUGUACCUCAACCAUGACGAAGGAUCCAUUCUCAACCCAGCUCACACGCGGGUUUAUCAAGACAUGAGUCAGCCUCUCAAUCAUUACUUUAUCUCCUCCUCGCACAACACCUACCUGAUGGAGGACCAACUCAAAGGGCCCAGCAGCACCGAGGCUUAUAUAAAGGCACUGAUGAAGAGUUGUCGUUGUGUGGAGCUGGAUUGUUGGGAUGGACCUAAUGGAGAGCCGCUUAUUUAUCACGGCUACACUCUCACAUCAAGAAUACUUUUCAAAGAUGUCAUUAGAGCCAUCAGAGACUUUGCCUUCAAGACAUCUGAAUACCCUGUAAUUCUGUCUUUGGAGAACCACUGCACAGUGGAACAACAGAAGGUCAUGGCCCAUCACUUGCUCUCCAUCCUGGGGGAUGCUUUGGUUACAAAGCCUUUGGGUGACACUAUGCCCACUAACUUCCCCUCACCAGAGGAGUUGAAGGGGAAGUUCCUCAUCAAGGGGAAAAGACUGAACAAACUGGACGCCAUGUUCUCUAACAACAACAUUGUUGAGGAAGAUACGGUGUCUGACGAAGACGAGGCUGCGGAUGUUAAGGAGAAAGAUCAAAAAGCAAAGUCAAAGAAAUCAAAGAUCAAACUCGCCAAACAGCUGUCGGAUAUUGUCAUCUACUGUAAGAGCGUCCAUUUCCAUGGGUUUGAACAUGCCAGAGACAACCAGGAUUUCUAUGAAAUGUCAUCUUUCAAGGAAAGCAAAGCCUUCAGCCUAGCUGACAAUUCAGGCACCGCCUUCAUCCAUCACAACAUGGACAAGCUCAGCAGGAUCUACCCUGCUGGCUCCAGGACAGACUCAUCCAACUACAACCCCGUCCCCAUGUGGAAUGUCGGCUGCCAGAUUGUGGCCUUGAACUUCCAAACUCCCUCGAAGGAGAUGCACCUUAACCAAGGCCGAUUUCUGCAAAACGGUUUUUGCGGCUACAUCCUGAAACCUGAAUUCCAGAGAAGCCUGUCGUCUCAGUUCAAUCCCAACUCUCUGACCAAAGGGCCGUGGCUACAGCAGAAGACCCUCCAUGUCAUGGUGAUCUCAGCUCAGCAGUUGCCUAAACUGAACAAAGAAAAACAAAAGUCCCUCGUUGACCCUCUGGUGAGGGUGGAGAUUUAUGGGGUCCCCGCUGACAAUGCCAGCAAGGAGACGCAAUGUAUCCAAAACAACGGUUUCAACCCCACAUGGAAUGAGAAAUUUGUCUUUCCUAUCCACGUUCCUGAGCUGGCCCUGUUGCGCUUUGUUUUGGAGGACUAUGACUCAACUUCUCAGAAUGAUCACAUUGGGAAUUACUGUCUGCCGCUCACCAGCGUUCAGAACGGAUAUCGCCAUGUCCCAUUGCUCACCAAGAGGGGCGAUGUCAUCCCUUCUGCAGGGCUGUUUGUGCAUAUCAUGCUCAUAUAACGUCAGUAGGAUCAUAAAAGAGGGAAAACCGUCACACCAGAAAUGAAAACCUUCAAGAUUUAAAAGCCAACAGCAGAGCAAUGACCAAGUAUUGCAGUGGGCUCCCUAAACCUUUGUUAAAGACACUCUCUACCUGUUUAUUUUUUUAACCUAUAAUAUUUGAGCUUUGUUAUUAUAGUGAAGUGAAAGUAGUUGAAACUGUGUGUGAAUGGGAGGGACGUGAUGUUAUUGAAUGAGGGUCAUUUAACUGUUUUUUCUGUCUCGGGAGAUUAAUCAUCAUAUAUUUUACAUGACUGUCUGCUUCUGAAUUAUCAGGCAACAAAUAUCUGCAUUUAUUUUGCUUUUCCUAGAUUUGCAGAGUAGAUCAGACCUUAAUAUAUAUAACUAACGAUUGCAGAGGUCUGCACUGGGUACAGGCUGGUUAAAUGCAUAGAGGAAAAAAAACAGGCCACAGUUUAAAAUCUGACAACCUUUCUUGCUGCAUCUUACCUACAGUUUAAAGUAUUUUUUAGUAAGAUGUCAAUAAAGGUGUUGAAUUUAUGUCGUUUUACAGUUAGAAGCACAGAGUAACAUCACACUCCCCCUAUCUGACCUGUGACUUCUACUGAACACACAGCUGACUACAGAAAGGCUACCUCAUGUUUCCCUUGCUUACAAAAAACAAACUCGGAUUUUUGGAAAUGCUUUCAGCCGCACACAUCAAGGCCAAUCAUGGUGCGUAACCUAAACUGCACUGUUUAAUAACUUCAGGCUAUAAGCUGCUUUUCUAAUAAAAGACUGCCCAUCAAAGCAGGUAGCCAGACUAUCUAACCAGCUAAUUCUACCUUGUUAGGCCCCAAGUGUGUUUUCUAUAAAGAGCAAAAUAGCAAAAAGGUGCAAUAGUAUGUGUAUGUGGGGCUUAGAAACUGUUAAAGGCUGUGCAAUUUUCUCUUAGCAUGGUGAUAUCUAGAAAAGAAAAUGCGAUGACUCUCUCAUACCAGCCAAUGUUAAGUCUGUAGUUAUUUUAUUUUCUUAAAUGAGAAUUAUUUUAUCUAUUUAGUGUAAUGUUUUUUAUGUGCCUUUGUGUUCUACUUCUUAAUCUAAAGCCUUGUACCAAAGUGUGUAUUUUUCAUAGGCUUGAUGACCAGGUCAAAAUAUGCGAGAAAAAAAAAAAAAUACUAAAACGUUAUAAACUGUCACAUUUUAUUUUAAAAUACUUUCUUUUUUGGAACUGUAUGCAUUGGUUCGUCAUGUUUCUUGUUAGUGUUUGCACUACUUCUUAAAUAAAAGCAGUCUUAAUCUCUCA
Molecule: messenger RNA, 3674 nt
Organism: Cyprinodon tularosa
Lineage: Eukaryota; Metazoa; Chordata; Actinopteri; Cyprinodontiformes; Cyprinodontidae
Gene: plcd1a
Product: phospholipase C, delta 1a
Exons: 15
Coding region: 140-2389 (749 amino acids)
Biological process (GO): lipid metabolic process; phosphatidylinositol-mediated signaling
Molecular function (GO): phosphatidylinositol-4,5-bisphosphate phospholipase C activity; calcium ion binding
Source: RefSeq, a predicted model, not a curated record